AUGGGGGCUUACCAAAUCGUCCAGGAGCUCGGCCGGCAUGAUAGCGACAUCAAGACGGUUGUCUCCCUCGACGGUGGCAUGCGGCUAGCUUGUGGUGCGCGGGAUGGGCUCGUGUCCGUAUGGACGAGACAGUCCGGCGAUGUCACUCUCUCGCCAUAUGCCUUCGAAGCGGAAUUCCGAGGCCACGAAGCGUACGUCAACAGUCUUGCCCACAUCCCAUCGAAGGACGGAGAGUCGGGUGGCUGGCUGGCCUCGGGAGGCAAUUCGACCAUGAUCCUGAUCCAUUCACUUGACACUUUACUUGAUGAACCAACGACGAGCUUGAUAGGACAUACCCACAACGUCUGUGCGUUGCACUACUGUGACUUGCACAAGCUGCUGGCUAGCUCCAGCUGGGAUUGCACAGCUCGCAUCUGGAAGUGCGAGCGCGACGAUUGGAGGUGCCAUCAGGUGCUGGAAGGACAUCAGCAAGCAGUGUGGGAUGUCAAAAUCGUUGAUAUUGCUUCCCGCUCAUCCCAAGCCGAUGGAGAGAUACGGUUGUGGAACGCAGGGGGAGAAGCUGUACAGCGAUUCAAGUGCUGCCCCGAGCCAGUUCGAAGCAUCUCACUACUCUCGACGGGCGAAUUGGCUAGCGCAUCCAACGAUAGCAUCAUCCGAAUAUGGAGCAACACUGGGGAAGUCAUCGCAUCGUUGUCCGGUCACAAGGAUUACAUCUAUCAGGUUAUUGCCAUGCGGCGCGGUAUGAUCUCCUGUGGCGAGGACAAGACUGCGCGUGUUUGGGACGAAUGUGGCGAGCAGAUAGCAGUCUUGUCGCAUCCUUGCACCAGCGUGUGGUCAGUGACCUCUACGCACAACGGCUUGGUGGUCACGGGUGGAUCGGAUGGGAUUGUCCGGGUGUGGCAGCAGUCAGCACCAUGCGGCCAAGAAAAGAGAGGUCCUGCAUCUGCUUUUGAAAAUGCGGACGUCCAGGAUAACAAGACAGUAGGCGGUGUUGACCAAGUCGUAAUUGAAAUCGACAUAGCGUCAGCCGGAGCACGGAGAGCCAAGCUGAUUCUAGUGAGGAACAUCCCCCGCUUCAUCUUGUGGUUCGGCCAGGUGGUAUUCGCUAUCUUCGGACAGAGUUGA
This is a messenger RNA of Cutaneotrichosporon oleaginosum, 1125 nucleotides long. RefSeq lists its product as uncharacterized. Gene Ontology annotation, biological process: ubiquitin recycling; proteasome-mediated ubiquitin-dependent protein catabolic process. Gene Ontology annotation, cellular component: cytoplasm; nucleus. Lineage: Eukaryota; Fungi; Basidiomycota; Tremellomycetes; Trichosporonales; Trichosporonaceae. The record is from RefSeq and is a predicted model, not a curated record. Gene Ontology annotation, molecular function: ubiquitin binding.